Sorex fumeus (smoky shrew) is the source of this 2032-nucleotide messenger RNA. It is a transcript of the gene DHCR7, whose product is annotated as 7-dehydrocholesterol reductase. The transcript has 8 exons. NCBI's taxonomy places the organism in Eukaryota, Metazoa, Chordata, Mammalia, Eulipotyphla, Soricidae. The record is from RefSeq and is a predicted model, not a curated record. Gene Ontology annotation, cellular component: endoplasmic reticulum membrane. Gene Ontology annotation, biological process: brassinosteroid biosynthetic process; cholesterol biosynthetic process. The coding region runs from base 98 to 1513 and encodes 471 amino acids. Gene Ontology annotation, molecular function: 7-dehydrocholesterol reductase activity.
GACCAGCCCUGAGCUGAAACGCAGGAGACCAGCACCUCCACCCGCCGGGCUGAGGGGACACCCACUCUGCUCCGAGUGCCUGGACAUCGCAGGCCCAAUGGCUGCCAAACCUCAGCCCAACGGCGCCAGAAGCAAAGGGAUGCCCAACGGGGCCGGCUCGCAGGGCCAGUGGGGCCGGGCCUGGGAGGUGGACUGCUUCUCGCUGGCCAGCGUCCUCUUCCUGCUGCUGUGUGCACCCUUCAUUGUCUACUACUUCAUCAUGGCCUGCGACCAGUUCCAGUGCUCGCUCACCGCGCCCGUGAUGGACGUGGCCUCAGGCCGCACGCGCCUGUCCGACAUCUGGGCCCGCACGCCCGGCCCGACCCGCGGGGCGGCCCAGCUCUACGCGGCCUGGGUGGCCUUCCAGGUGCUGCUGUACAUGGCACUGCCCGACGUCCUCCACAAGCUGCUGCCCGGCUACGUGGGAGGUGUCCAGGAGGGGGCCAUCACCCCUGCGGGGGUGGUGAAUAAGUACCAGAUCAACGGGCUGCAGGCCUGGCUCAUCACCCACGCCCUGUGGGUCGCCAACGCCCACCUCCUGCACUGGUUCCCCCCCACCAUCAUCUUCGACAACUGGAUCCCGCUGCUCUGGUGCGCCAACUUCCUGGGCUACGCCGUGUCCACCUUCGCCAUGGUCAAGGGCUACUGCUUCCCGACCAACGCCAAAGACUGCAAAUUCACCGGCAAUUUCUUUUACAACUACAUGAUGGGCAUCGAGUUCAACCCCCGGAUUGGGAAGUGGUUUGACUUCAAGCUUUUCUUCAAUGGCCGGCCUGGGAUCGUGGCGUGGACCCUCAUCAACCUGUCCUUCGCGGCCAAGCAGCACGAGCUCCACGGCCACGUGACCAACUCCAUGGUCCUGGUCAACGUCCUGCAGGCCAUCUACGUGCUCGACUUCUUCUGGAACGAGACCUGGUACCUGAAGACCAUCGACAUCUGCCACGACCACUUCGGCUGGUACCUGGGCUGGGGCGACUGCGUGUGGUUGCCGUACCUGUACACGCUGCAGGGCCUCUACCUGGUGUACCACCCGGUGCAGCUGUCCACCCCGCACGCCAUGGGCAUCCUGGCCCUGGGCCUGCUGGGCUACUACACCUUCCGCAUGGCCAACCACCAGAAGGACUUGUUCCGGCGCACGGACGGCCGCUGCCUCAUCUGGGGCCGCAAGCCCCGGGCCAUCGAGUGCACGUACACGUCGGCCGACGGGCAGAUGCACCACAGCAAGCUGCUGGUGUCCGGCUUCUGGGGCCUGGCGCGCCACUUCAACUACACGGGCGACCUGCUGGGCAGCCUGGCCUACUGCCUGGCGUGCGGCGGCGGCCACCUGCUGCCCUACUUCUACAUCAUCUACAUGACCAUCCUGCUCACCCACCGCUGCCUGAGGGACGAGCACCGCUGUGCCAGCAAGUACGGCCGGGACUGGGCGCGCUACACGGCCGCCGUGCCCGCCCGCCUGUUGCCCGGCAUCUUCUAGGGGAACUGGGUGCCACAAGGCCACUGUGCCCACUGCCUGGGCUCUUCUAGGGGGACUGGGCGUGCUACAUGGCCGCCAUGCCCGCCCGUGUGCUGCCCGGGCUCUUCUAGGGUGACUGGGUUUCACACGGCCGCUGUACCCGCUUGCCCACUGCCCAGGCUCUUCUAGGGCGGCUGCAUCCUGCCCCCUGGGCUCAGCUGCCACCGCAGCCUCUGAAUGUGCCUUCCCUCCGCCUGGGGGGUGGUCCUGGGGCCCCAGGCCGCAGCCUUAGCCCCUCCCACUGACCGAUUCCUUCACACGUGGACCUGCCCGCCCAGAGCCGGGCACUGCUUCUGGCUGUGAACUGCCCGGCGUGCCGAGGGCCUGUCCUGAGCCUGGUGCUCCCAGACCUGCAGGGCUACCUCCAUGGGGCCAACCUGCCUCUUGGCCUCGUGGCCUUGACAGCCACCACAGGAGCCCCGCUAUGGGGUCACCCGACCAGCCUGGCUGUUCUGGAAUGUUCUCUGAUGUCACUGCCCG